AUGCAGGGAAAUAAAAAAUUUAAUGGGUUAUAAAGCAAAAUUCAUGAAUAUUAAUAAUAUGAAAAUUAACUAAAUGAUGAAAUUUAGUAAUUUUCAAAAAUUUUUAAAAUAAUUUAUUUGAAAGACUUUGAACUUUAAAAAAAUAGUAACAUUAGCUCUGUAUUUAAAAAAAUGUUGCAAUCGUUAGGAAGUGGAGAAAGAGAUUAACAAUACCAAUAUCUAAAAAUAUUUAAAUUCAACCUUCAAUAUAAAUGAUAAAGAUAUUUAGGAUGAAUGUAAUAAUGUAAAAAUACUAGAUAAAUUAUCAAUGAUAAAUUUUAUUAGAAAGUAAUCAGACCAAAAAUCAUAGAUAUAUGUAAUAUUUUUAGAGAUAAAUGCAAAUUCACAGAACCAAUAGAAAUAAUUUUUAAUGAAUAGUAUAUUGCCAUUUGAACACUAAUAUAGAGCAAUUUAGUCACAAGCUAGCUUAUAUUAAAUGCAGAAUUAGGUGAGUUAAUAUUAAGUUGAAUAAAUUGAAUAAUAAUGUGAAUAAUUAAAAUAAAUAGUUAAUCUGGAAACAUAAUUAUUGGUGUAAAAUGCUAUUAACUAUAAGAAAAAUGAAUAAAUGAUUAAUAAUGAUGGAAUCACCGUUUCAAAUCAAUUUAUGAAUAAGUUUAAUAAUUACUUGAACCAAUAAAAUUAUUUUAGUAUGAUGAUUGAGAUUAUGAAAUAAGCUAUGAAAAAAGCACUCUUUCAAAUUUUAAAUAAAAUUGUUAGGAAAAACAGUUUGUAAAAGCUUUAAUUCAAGCUGUAGAAAUAGAAAUAAUUGAUAAAAUAUAAAAAUAAAUCUUUAAGUCAAGAAUAAAGAAAUAAGAUAAAUUAUAAAUAAGUCAAUAUGAAUGAAUAAUCAAUAUCCAAUAAAAUCAUAAUAACCAUAAAUUCUUAAUCUAUUUGUCGAUUUCAAUUUAUAGAAAUUUAUUUAAUUAUUAGAAAUUUCAAAUUGAAUCUAAGUUAUUUUUUUUAAAUCAUCUUAUUCUUAUUUAUCAAAAUUAUCAGACCUACAUUUAUUUUUUUAAUAUUAAUAAUUAUAGAAAUUAUAAAUCAUCAAAGAAAUCAAUUUUAGAAACAAAUUCACAAAAAAAAUAUAAGAUUGAUCAAUUUAUUUUGUGAAUCGAAAAUUCUACUCUAACAAUGGAAAUAACUUUUUAAGCUUUUGUUAAUACAUUCUAAUUUAGAAUCUUUCUAAUUUGCAAGAAAGUUUUUAGUAUUUCUUCUAAUCUAUUUUAGUAGCCUUAUUUCAAACAUGAUCACAAAUAUUAUUUAUUUUUCUAAUUUGAUGCAGAAAUCAAGCAGUUUGAACUUCAAUAUCAGUUUUCUUUGAUGCUCUGUUGUUUGAUAAUAGAUGGUUCGAAACAAACCUUCUACAAACAUUUAUUAUUAUUCAACUAAGUUCAACC
Messenger RNA from Paramecium pentaurelia, 1436 nucleotides. The record is from the annotation of a GenBank genome assembly. Lineage: Eukaryota; Ciliophora; Oligohymenophorea; Peniculida; Parameciidae.